AUGAGUGCUAGGAAGUUGCAGCAGGAGUUUGAUAAAACGAACAAGAAGAUAAGUGAAGGGUUGCAGUCGUUUGAAGACAUCUACGACAAGCUUAUAAGUACUGAAGGGUCUCAACGAGAAAAACUAGAAAAUGACUUGAAAAAAGAGAUUAAGAAGCUACAGCGGCUGAGAGAACAAUUGAAAGUAUGGCUUGCAGAUUCCAGUAUAAAGUUAGACAAGGAUAUGUUACAGGAUAAUCGGACUAAGAUUGAGCAUGCCAUGGAUUUGUUCAAAGAUCAAGAGAAACUGUCAAAGAUCAAGCAAUUUUCCAAUGAAGGUUUGGAGCUUCAGGCACAAAGAAAACAUGGUGGGAAAUUUGGUGGUGUAGUUGAUUCUGAUGAUGCGAAGAAAUAUGAAGCGUGUGAAUACAUUAGCGAUGUUAUAGAAAAGAUCAACCAACAAAACGAAGCUUUGGAGGGUGAAGUACAUCAAUUAACACUGCAAUUGAAGAAGAUAAAGGCCACCAAUGCUAGUUCUCUUCAAAGCUCAUUGGACGAUGUGAAAUACAAGAUUGAGCGGAACGCUACUCACUUAACACAUUUGGAAACCAUUUUAAGAGCAUUGGAGAAUGAGAAAUUGGACCCAGAUGAUAUUGAAAAGAUCAAGGAAGAUUUGGAGUAUUAUGUUGAAAACAACCAAGAAGAAGAUUAUGUUGAAUAUGAUGAUUUCUAUGAUUUAUUGGAGAUUGACGAUGGUGUUAUUGAAGUUCAAGGCUCUUUAAGUGCUUUGGCAGUGGGAGAAAAGGAUGACACUGCCCCAGCAACGUCGACUACGGCAGCUACUGCUGCUUCAGGUGCUCCAGUGGGAACUGGAACUUCGUCGUCUGUAUCAGUGGCCACAGCAGCAGCGGAUACAUCGAUUAAAACAGAAAAGCCAUCCACUAUUCCACCACCAAUAAAUUCAUAUUCAAGCGUCAUAGGAGCAGCUGCUAGUAAAGGCCUGGGCCAGAGCCAGGGCCAAGCUACCGUUUCGCUCAUGGGGGGUAUUGUAGGAGGAGCUCCUCCAGGGUUAGCUAAAACGUCUGGUAGAUCCAUUGGAGCAGCAUUAACUCCAUCCACAAGCAAGGAAGACACGGGUGUGGUCAGAAGUACGUUUGGUGUAGGUAGUGUUUCACCAACUAGAGGUGGAGCUGGUGGAGCUGGGGCUGGAGGUGAAGAAGGUGGCGUUGGUGGUGCCCUUGAAACUGGCAACCUGUUUGUUGAUACUAUACCCAAUUUGUCGGCUAUGGCACAGAACAGACUUCUUAAUCCCCUCCCAUUGCUGAGUAUUGGCAGCCUACUUGAAACAUCACUUUUGAAUUGUCCUGAUUCAUUUGACGCAGAGAAACCUCGUCAUUAUCAGCCAGUUAAUAUGCACCCAUCAUCUGUUGAUUAUCCUCAGGAACCAAUGUACGAAUUGAAUUCUGCAUCUAUGAUACACAAGUUUGAUACUGAUACAUUAUUCUUUUGUUUCUACUAUGGUGAAGGAGUUGAUAACUUGGCUAAAUGGAAUGCCAGUCGCGAAUUGGCUCGUAGAGGUUGGCUUUUCAAUCGGGAAACUAAGCAAUGGUUUUUGAGAGAUCAGGGCAAUGGGAAGAAGCGCACAAUGUCUGUUAUCCAACGAGAAGGAUCUCAACCACCUGAAGACAGUGGAGUUGAAGUAACCACAGUUGAAGAUAAAGACGUUGAUUUGGAUAAAGAACAUAAUUUCAAGUAUUUUGAUUACGAGAAAACAUGGCUAACUCGUCGCAAGGAGAACUAUAAGUUUCCUAAAGAAUACCGAGAAGUAUUUUGA
Lizanozyma spartinae is the source of this 1812-nucleotide messenger RNA. RefSeq names its product CCR4-NOT core subunit (gene NOT5). Gene Ontology annotation, cellular component: nucleus; CCR4-NOT core complex; P-body. The transcript has a single exon. The record is from RefSeq and is a predicted model, not a curated record. Lineage: Eukaryota; Fungi; Ascomycota; Pichiomycetes; Serinales; Debaryomycetaceae. The coding region runs from base 1 to 1812 and encodes 603 amino acids. Gene Ontology annotation, biological process: nuclear-transcribed mRNA poly(A) tail shortening; regulation of DNA-templated transcription.